GCGGAGGCUGCCAAACUUGUGGAGUCCAGUGAGAAGCUUGUGGUUUCCACCGAGAUCAACAAGGUUGGGAAGUCCGGUGAGAACCUUGGGGUUUCCAGCGAGAUCAACAAGGUUGGGGAGUCCAGUGCGAAGCUUGGGGUUUCCACGGAGAUCAACAAGGGGGUUGGGGAGUCCAGGGAGAAGCUUGGGGUUUCCAGCGAGAUCAACAAGGGGGUCGGGGAAUCCAGCGAGAAGCUUGGGGUUUCCAGCGAGAUCAACAAGGGGGUCGGGGAGUCCAGUGAGAAGCUUGUUUCCAGCAAGAUUGACGAGGGAGUCAGCAGGGAUUCUCAGAUGUAUGGGAUGACCGUCGACAUCGACAACAAGUCUGGUGAGGGUCAUGAUUCGAAGCCUGCUUCCAAGAAGAAGAAGAACAGUGUCCCCAUUGUCGAUGACAAGAAGGCUACAAAGGCUUCCGAUAAGCAGGUUGUGGUUUCCGACGGCAAACGUAGGCAUCCUGAGAGCCACAGCAAGAAGCCUGCUUCGUCUGAGCAGGUGGUGCCUGACUUCCCUGUGGAUGAAGCAGCCGCAAUCUCGCCGGCUGAGCAGACGAAAUUGUCAGGUGCUCAGCCGAACCGACGGGGCAAGGAAAAGAAGAAAAUCCUCGAGGAAGAGGUGCCUGAUGAAGACGAUCGUCAGGACGACGAUCAGGAUGACGAUGAUCAUCACGAUGAUGAUGCUGACAGCUCUGGUGGUACUAAGACCAGAGCUGCACGAGGUCGUGGCGGCCGAGGUCGAGGUCGCGGCUCUCGUGGUGGUCGUGUGUGCAGUGUUGCAGGUGGCCGGGGUCGUGGGCGAGGGCGAGGGCGAGGGCGAGGGCGAGGCGAAAAUGUGGACAAGGAGGUUGCAAGCCCACGCUCGGCAUCGGCCAAGCGAUGCCGGGAGGAUGAAACGGCAGCCAAAGCAGCCCCCAAGGCUAAGGCUAAGGCAACACCCAAGGCAACUCCCACAGCAGCGCCCAAAGCAGCGCCCAAAGCAGAGCCCAAAGCAGUGCCCAAAGCAACACCCAAAGCAACGCCCAAAGCAGCACCCAAAGCAGCACCCAAAGCAAAAAAUCAGAGGACACCGGAGGAGCAGGAGCGAAGAGCCCGGUUGAGUCGAAAGAGUGUGGCUUACCACAAGGCAAAGGCCGAGGCAACAAAAGCGGGCAAGUCCAAGGAGGAUGCUGUUGCACUGGCCAAGAAGGUAUCAUGA
Symbiodinium sp. CCMP2456 is the source of this 1230-nucleotide messenger RNA. The record is from the annotation of a GenBank genome assembly. Lineage: Eukaryota; Dinophyceae; Suessiales; Symbiodiniaceae.